Messenger RNA from Lytechinus variegatus (green sea urchin), 1481 nucleotides. RefSeq names its product cyclin N-terminal domain-containing protein 1-like (gene cntd1). The record is from RefSeq and is a predicted model, not a curated record. The transcript has 7 exons. Gene Ontology annotation, biological process: reciprocal meiotic recombination. Bases 449 to 1405 code for a protein of 318 amino acids. Gene Ontology annotation, cellular component: site of double-strand break. Lineage: Eukaryota; Metazoa; Echinodermata; Echinoidea; Temnopleuroida; Toxopneustidae.
CAAGAACUCCAAGUCUUUUCUUUUCCUACGUACAUGUAUCACCUUUGCUGGAAUGCUUGGAAAUUUCACUACGAUUGUAACGUGCAUCUCAUGCUCCAAAGCUCAAGUGAACGGUUGUGAACCCUGAACUUAAAACCCUGUUUUCUUUUUAUUUUUUGAGCUCCCGGUGAAUUUAUACUACAUUCAAUCAAGUACUUGUGUUGAUAAUUGUUGACCAACUCUGACAGAUUGUUUAUCAUAAUUUGAAAGUUAAGGAUGUGCUUUUUUCAAGCAAAAGAAAUUUUAAACUUCAGUUUUAGAGAAUUGUUGGUUUUGGGGUGGCAAGCAAAUGAUAUCAGCAGAAAAUUAUCAAAAUCUUAAAUGUAAGUCUAGCUGUAGACCUGUUAGCUGAGAUAUUUGUUGUUAUGUUUCUUUUUAGUGAUAGGAAGUUUAGUAGAAUGAGUUUUGAAUGAUGAGCAGACGAAGUCGUAGAACAAUGGAUACGUCCAGGAUAUUUGGAACCCCUCCAGAACCAGUGUUCAACAUGAAAGGGUGCUGUUUAUCAGUGAAUCUUUUAGAGGAGCUGCUUUUCACACAAGCAACAGCCAAUGAUAGACAAAUACGGAGAGCUUCAGCAGAAUAUGGCCUAUUUAAAUGUGGCCCACUAGUUGAAUGCAUAUUCAUCAUUUGUGAGCAGAUGAAACAACCUCCAGAAACCAGAUAUAUUGCUGCUGAAUUGUUUGACAGGUUUAUGAGAGCCCAUAUACCUAACCUCAAAGAGAAAGUGAAAGAGAGUCAUAUUGCACCUAAACGACGCAAAAUAUCAUUACAGGAUGAGUGGAAGCACACCCUUCGUAAACUUUGUAAACAAUUGCUACCCUUCAUGGUGUCCUGUGUUCAAAUUGCUUCCAAACUGUGUUCACACUACAGUAUUGUUACAUGUCGUCGCUGUGCUGAGCUAUUACAAGACAAAGGCCACCGCUAUCAGACAUCCAAAGUCUUGACCUCAGAAUUGUUAGUAAUGAAGACAUUGGACUAUAAACUUCAUGUGUCAAGUCCUUUGAGUUAUAUUGAAACUCUGCUUGAGAUAAUGGGUUACAAUGAUCCUGAUACCCCUGUCAAGCUUCUCCAUGAUACAUGUCUGAAGAUUCUUGAUGUUGUCUAUAUCAAGAGGAAGCUUGUCUACAGUAGGUUACUGCAGCUUGCUAUCGGAGAUAGUCCAGUCAAUUCCCAAACAAGAUCAAAAUUUGCACCAGUUGAAAACGAUUGCAUGCUUUUAGCAACAGCCAAUAUAGGGGCUGCUUCUUACUUCAUUGAUAUGAAUUCAACACAAAUGAUCAAUAGUCAUCUAGCAAGGAUAACACACAUCCCGGUAGAUGACAUCAUUGACUUUUCUUCUACAAUCAUCUCUGUUAUACUUCACUGAAGGUGUUAAAGAAAUGCUCCAUUGAAUUGUUGUGUAAGAUUUAUGCAGUAUCUUCUCAUAAGCAACCCCUGAGUAU